Linum trigynum is the source of this 3475-nucleotide messenger RNA. NCBI's taxonomy places the organism in Eukaryota, Viridiplantae, Streptophyta, Magnoliopsida, Malpighiales, Linaceae. The record is from the annotation of a GenBank genome assembly.
AUUUUUGAAAGAGGACACCGAGCCGCCACUACAUGCAGGUAGAGUUUUCUAUGAUCAAAAUAUGACGUGAUUUUGACUUAUUGAUCUUUAACAUUAAUAUUUUUACGGGAUUAAACAUUAACAUUUUUUUUUAAUGUUGUUGGGUAAUUUCAUUAGAGGUCAUUUGGUUUUUGUGAUAGUUUGGUUGGGAUAGUUACAAUGCAUGUAUUGUUCACAAUGUUUUUAUUUUUUAUUUUUCUGCACAAACAAUACAUGCAUUGUUUGCUUGAUGUGAUGGAAACUAUCACUCAAAAUAAGUGAUAGUACUAGCUCUACUAAAAUUUAAGAUUGUUGAGAUAGUUUUGAAGAGAUUGUUGUGUCCUUUUUUGUUCCAAGUAUACCCCUAGUUAUAUAUAUAUACCUUCUCAUAAAAGCAAGUGCAAAAGUGACAUUUCUCACAAAAAGUAAUACAACAUGUUGAAUACUAAAAGAACUAUCACCAAAAUCAAACAAUGUAAAGUACAUUACAUCAUUUUCUUUAAUUACAUGUAUAUUACAAUACAUGACCACAAUGCAUUGAUAUAAGUAUCACCAAAACCAAACAAAUUCUAAAAUGAAAAACGGUGUACAGAGUUAAACAUUUUAUUUAAACACGUCUUUGCAAGCUUCGUUUAUUGCUCCAACUGCUCAGGAGAUUAGUGUUGAAAAUUAAAGCAACAUAGACACGAUGACUUUGGUUUAUGGUCUGGCAUCCAUUUAACCUGCGACGGAAAAGUCAUUAAAGAAGAAGUAGAAAAAAUUAUCCUCUUUCUAUAGCAAGUUAAAUUCUUCAGAUAUCAACCUAGAGUGCUCCAACUUUAGAGUGAGAUUUGUGGCAAUGUGGAAUUAUUGUCAUGGCUUUGAACGACCCAACAAAUAAUCAAUUUUAUAAUUUAUUUCAUCAUAUAGUUAACAAAAAUAUAAAUUUGAGUAUAUGCAUUUCAAAGUCACCAUGAUUUGGACAAAACAAUCGACCACAUUCACAAAACGAUUGAUGGGAUGGCAAAUAAGGUUGUCAUGAGUCAAAUGAGUAUAAAAAUGGGUCGAUACGAGUUAAUUUCGAUUUAACCAUCGACCCAUAAGGCCAUAACCCAAUUGCUUGACCAGAUCGAAGAUCCAAAUCCAGAUUAACAACCUAACUGUUAAGCAGCCCAAUUGGAUUGGGCCCUUGAGACCGAAAACCCCAUUUUAUUUCAAGAUUAAAAUAUCUGGAUCAGCCACAACUCACACAUCACUCCUUGGGCCCUCCACUCCUCAAGCCCACCAUGUUUUAUCCGGCCCUGUUUCCAGCGAGAUAUCUGCGCUGCAAAAGUAAACUUCAAGCGCAGCCGUUUCAUUAUCUCUCUCUCUCUCCCUCCUCUCGAACCUGCCAUACGUUUUUAUUCCUUUUUCCCCCAACCUCGCCAAAUCAUUCGUUCAGAAAAAGCUUACAAAAGAGACAGAGUCUCCAUUUCCCCAGGCCAAUUUCCGCUUCUGUGCGAGAAAGCAAGAGCCCGAUCGGAGACCCGCAAACCCGAACCGGAAGAAAGAAACAUGGGCAAGGAUCUCAGCGACGACCAGGUCCACUCGAUGAAGGAGGCCUUCGUCCUCUUCGACACCGACGGCGACGGCAAAAUCGCCCCCUCUGAGCUCGGGAUCCUGAUGCGCUCUCUGGGCGGGAACCCAACCCAGGCCCAGCUCAAGGCCAUCGUCGCGGAGGAGAAGCUAACCGCUCCUUUCGAUUUCCCGAGGUUCCUCGACAUCAUGGGGAAGCACAUGAAGACCGAGCCCUUCGAUCGACAGCUCCGCGACGCCUUCAAGGUGCUCGACAAGGAUUCCACUGGGUUCGUCUCCGUUCAGGAUCUGCGUCACAUCUUGACCAGCAUUGGGGAGAAGCUGGAGCCGGCGGAGUUCGACGAGUGGAUCCGGGAGGUGGACGUCGGGUCGGAUGGGAAGAUCAAGUACGAGGAUUUCAUUGCGAGGAUGGUUGCGAAGUGAAGAAACGAAAGACCCUUCGCUGUAAUGGAUUGCGGUAAAGGGAAUUGGGUUCUUUGUCUUGUUUGUUUGUCGAUUCUGCUUUUCUGAAGUAAUCUGGCUUAAGAUUUCGCUUCCUUUUUGUUUGUGAUUUGGAGAGGAGAAAUUAGGGUUUGCUUGUUUGUUUGGGCAUUUCGAUGUGGUGGAUGACUGACAGUAUGUGUUGAAUUUGAAUUUGAUGAAGGAAUGCUGCACCUCUCUGUUGAGCAUUUUGGGGUUUUCUUUGGUUUUUGCGUUUUGAUACUAUGUUCCCUUAAUGGGUAGUCUACAUCUGGUAUUUCAAAUGGGAAUCCAAUUGUAUUAACGCCUUUGCUAAAUCUCUGGCUCUUUUAUUAAGAUCUGGAAAUCCUUUACCCAGUGGGGUUUGUCUAUUCAUAUUUCUUGUACAAUUUCCCUCUUAUGGAAGUUACUUGGUUGCAUGCGAAGGACUUCUUGUUCUUAGCUCCAUGUGUGCGGCUGCACAUAGUCAAGUAUUCUUGCCACGGUUUUGAUAUGCAAAGUGGUGUGCAUUCAAUGAUAACUGGCCAGCUUGUUGUUUGGUGGAGAGAAUGAUGAACUAGUUUUGUACACUGGUGUAGUAACUUUCAAAGCAUGACAAUUAUACAGGGGUGCAUCUGGUCCACUGGAGUUAAGGUUGUCCUUGAGAAUAUUUGUUUGUGUAAUGUGUCCUUUCUGUUCCCAAGUUUGUGAAGCAGUUACCGGACUGCUAAUUGACAUCUUGUAGUUACUGUAAGAUAGACUCUGACUGAACCAUAGAGCGCCUGGUUACUCUGCUUGUGUUAUGUAUCAGUAGCCAUGUUGCAAAGUUGGUAUGGAUGAGGGAUUACUAGGGUGUCAAUGUUAUCCAGUGUGCUGCAGUCGAAGAACUGGUAAUCAAAUGCCAGGAUGAAACUUGUGCAAGUUUGUGCAUGUAAAUAUCUGGUGAAGUGCUGAUGGCUUUUAAUCAGCUAUCAUCGCUCUUAUGGGGUGUUGGCCUGUUCUGAGUUCUGACCUACUGGUUGAUUCUGUAUCAUGUUUGUGAUGAUUGUCAGCUCAGCAUUUGUGAGUUAUUCAUUUAAUUAGCUGCGGGAUUGGUUCCAGUCAGCAAUCAUUCUCUAGGGUAAUGUCAGUCAUGUCUGGUGUUUGCUGCAGCUGGGCUGUUUUCAACUUUUGUUGAUUCUGCAUUCUCUUAUGUAGAGCAUUCAAGCUUCAUAUCAUGCUUUGUAAACUUGUGAGUUGUUAGAUUCUAAUGCACGGCUUGCCAAAGACGGUAAGAGCAAAUCACUUUUGUUAUGGUAGAGACUAGAGAGCUUAAUGCUCGAAAGUUAUGAAUGUGUAGGCAUAACGACGGACCAUUACUCUGCCUCUGAGGUUACUUCUGGCCUGGGUUUAUUAAGCCUAUUUUGGUUGCUUCUCCAUUCUCCUUGUCUAGAGCAUUUAAGUUGAAUAAAAUGUUUCCUCACUG